ACAGACAAAUUUUGCUGCAGCUGUAAGCUCUGACACGUGUUUAUAUCGAGACAUCGAUAUGCAAUGUUGAUGAAUGAUACAAUGUACGCCCAUAUAAUCUCACAUUGAAACAACAAUUUCAAGAUAUCAAUGUGAAUUGAUACAUGUAACACAUGUAUUUUUUUAUGACGAAAAAUCAAUUCAGUAAUAAAAUGUGGUAUACUAAUAGGUGUUAUUUUUGCAAGAAAACACUUGUAAACAUUGCUAAUAUAAUCUGUAAGGGAAGGUCUACUGUUGCGAAUGUCGAUAAAAAUACCAAUGAAUUAGUACUUUUCAAUCAAAAAUAUGUGACAGACGAUUGGACAAAUAUCACUCCAAACAUCAUUGCUAAAUUAGGAAGAAACUUGCAUGUUCAGCAAUACCAUCCAUUGUCACUCUUACGUCAGCGUAUUGUAAACUAUUUUUAUAAACAGUUUCGCAGUAAAAGCGGAACACCAUCCUUUAGUGUCUAUGAUAAUAUGUGUCCUGUAGUGACAAUUGCACAAAAUUUCGACUCUCUUCUUGUACCAAAAGAUCAUCCAAGUAGGAGAAAAAAUGAUUGUUACUUCAUAAAUCAAGAUAUAUUGCUGAGAGCGCAUAUGACUGCACAUCAAGCUGAAUUAAUUUCGAUGGGAUUGAAUAAUUUUCUUGUCAUUGGGGAUGUGUACAGACGGGACGAAAUUGAUAGUUCACAUUAUCCAGUUUUUCACCAGGUUGAUGCAGUCAGAUUGCGUACAGCAGAAGAAAUAUUUUGCAAUGUGAAUGAUUCUGGAAAUCUGAAGCUAUUUGAACAUAAAGGAAUAGAAAAUACUGAGAAGCAAGGUUGCCAUACCUUAGAAGUAGUGAAAAUAAUGGAGCAGGAAUUGAAAAAUACUUUAGUUGGCUUAACAAAAGCUAUUUUUGGAAGAGCUAUCCAAUACCGAUGGGUUGACCAAUAUUUUCCAUUCACUCAUCCAUCAUGGGAGUUGGAAAUAUUCUAUAAUGACAAAUGGCUCGAAAUACUAGGUUGUGGCAUUAUGCGACAAGAAAUUCUUCAGAAAUCUGGUGCUGUAGAUAGGAUCGGAUGGGCAUUUGGUCUUGGUUUGGAGCGUUUGGGCAUGUGCUUGUAUAAUAUUCCAGAUGUAAGAUUAUUUUGGAGUAACGAUGAGGGUUUCUUAAAUCAGUUUAAAGUAGAUGAUCUCAAUGCACACAUACAAUACAAGCCAAUCAGCAUAUAUCCUCCUUGCACAAAUGAUAUAAGCUUUUGGUUGCCACAAAAUGGAAGUUACUCUUCUCAAGAUUUUUAUGACAUAGUUAGAGAAAUAGGUGGCGAUAUCAUUGAACAAAUUUUGCUGAAAGAUGAAUUCACUCAUCCAAAGACUAAAAAGACAUCCCAUUGUUACAGUAUAGUAUACAGACAUAUGGAACGUACCUUAACUCAGAAGGAAGUCACUGAACUCCAUAAUCAAAUAGAAAAAACAGUAACUGAUAAACUUAAUGUAAUUGUUAGAUAAAGUUAAAAAUAAAAUGUUUUUCUAAUAGAACAGUAUUUAUAU
Camponotus floridanus (Florida carpenter ant) is the source of this 1553-nucleotide messenger RNA. It is a transcript of the gene PheRS-m, whose product is annotated as probable phenylalanine--tRNA ligase, mitochondrial. Gene Ontology annotation, molecular function: tRNA binding; phenylalanine-tRNA ligase activity; ATP binding. Gene Ontology annotation, biological process: phenylalanyl-tRNA aminoacylation. Gene Ontology annotation, cellular component: mitochondrion; cytoplasm. Bases 153 to 1511 code for a protein of 452 amino acids. NCBI's taxonomy places the organism in Eukaryota, Metazoa, Arthropoda, Insecta, Hymenoptera, Formicidae. The record is from RefSeq and is a predicted model, not a curated record. The transcript is spliced from 5 exons.